UCCUCCGACACACACUCCGCCAUGGGAAUGUUACCGUGGCUAGACCAGCCGGUCAUGCUGCACUCUGACCGUGACCCUGGGAUGUGUAUGAUGACUGCCGAGCAAUGUGCUUAUAAGACGGCAUACUGGAGGAACUGGUAUCAAGCAGACCACCGCUUCUCGUUACCAACCGUCGCAUUUUUCAUGGUCGCCAUUGGCCUCUUCACAAUCGCCCACAUCUUGACCCUCAUCUUCCCAAGAAGCUUCCAACGAAACCCAGUCUGGUCACGCCUAGUGGCCUUGUCUCGGUUCCUAUCCUACAAAAGCUGGAGGGUUGCGGGAUGGAACACAAAUUCACUUGGCGUUUUUCUCCUCGGAGGUGCAGGUCUCGUCUUUUUCCUAUCAAUGACUCUCGGACCAAAGCCUUAUUACUGGCCUAAUACCAAGGAGAUCAGCUAUGGUGGCUCUCCUCCAAUUGCUACCCGCAGUGGCUUCAUGGCCCUUGCCUGCAUGCCAUUCUUGAUCGUUCUCGGUGCGAAGGCGAACCCGAUCACAGCCUUGACUGGCGUCUCUCACGAGAAACUGAACAUCUGGCACAACUGGGUUGCCUGGGCAAUGUUUGUUCUUGCCUUGAUUCACACUUUCCCAUUCAUUGUGGUUCAUGUUCGCCAGGGUGAUCUCCCUGCGCAGUGGAAUAGUGGCGGUGUCUGGGUGACUGGAGUUGUUGCCAUCAUCGCUCAAGCUUGGCUCACUUUCAUGUCGAUUCCUUGGAUUCGCAAUCGCUACUACGAAUUCUUCAAAUCAACACACCUCUUCAUGGCCCUAGUUUUCGUCAUUUUCUUCUUCUUCCACUGCGACUUCCGAAUGUCUUCAUGGGACUACUUCAUCGCCACCGCGGUAUUAUAUACCCUCUGCUGGUUAUACGCCCAGUGCAAAACUUAUUUCGAGCACGGCAUCCGAAACAAAGCUCGACUUAUCGCCGAAUCAAACGAUACCCUUCGCAUCACUAUCGAUACAACCAUGGAAUGGGGCCCUGGGCAACAUAUCUUCCUCCGAUUCUUGACGUGCGGUGCGCACGCUCUUACUGCGCACCCAUUCACCAUCUGCUCUGUUCCCCAGCCGGGUCGGAAAAACACACUGGUCUUCUACGUCAAGGCGCGUGGCGGAGUCACGGGUCGUCUUAUGGCCAUAGCUAGGAAGACGCCUGGUGCGCAGGUCCCAGUUCUGAUGGACGGGCCAUACGGUGGGAUUCAAGCCGGAAAGCUGGAGGACUUCGAUAAGAAUCUUAUUAUUGGCGGAGGUGCUGGUGCAGGUCUGACGCUGUCGAUGAUUGAGGACUUCAUUCGAUUUUCCAACACACAAGAAGAAAAGAGAGAGUUGAAGGUUAUUGUCGCAACGCGUGAUCCUGGCAUGCGUUCUUGGUAUACCCGUGCCCUUGAAAACAUCGCCGAACGACAGUCCCACGAGUCAUUUAUCCCGGGAUUGUCGAUCCACAUUCACGAGACCUUUAGUGGAAAUGCUGGCUCGGAGACCGAGAGCAAGGAACUGGAGGUAGAAGGGGGAACCAAAAGUCAGAGUGUGGAGUCUAAGGAAUGCAACCCACUCACAGCGGAGAUCUUUGGCGUCCAGGUUUACGCUGGACGCCCGGAUUUACCAGCAUCCAUGCGUCAGAUGGCAAGCCAAGAAGGUGUUUCUGUUGGCGUUGUCGUCUGUGGACCUUCAUCAAUGACUCACGAUGUUAAUCAGGCUGCCUCGGAAGUACAAGGCCAUAUUCUUGGGAGGAAAGCUGGCGCUGCCCGAGAGUUGUGGCUUCAUACAGAGAAUUUCUCUUAUUAA
Molecule: messenger RNA, 1815 nt
Organism: Penicillium atrosanguineum
Lineage: Eukaryota; Fungi; Ascomycota; Eurotiomycetes; Eurotiales; Aspergillaceae
Exons: 2
Biological process (GO): iron ion transport; intracellular iron ion homeostasis; copper ion import
Cellular component (GO): plasma membrane
Molecular function (GO): ferric-chelate reductase activity
Source: RefSeq, a predicted model, not a curated record